ACACACUCCACUAAAAAAAAAAAGAAGAUUACUAAAAAUGAUCCUGAGAAGCGCGUCGUCUCUGGACCUUAACAUACGCGCCGCCCAAAAAUCCUCAGCUCCGCGUUGCACGAACGGAGCUCGCGUGGCAACGACGGCUCGUCCCGUCUCCGCUUCUCUCCGAGGCUGUAAGUCGAUGCCCAGAGCUUCUUCAGAUGGAAACCUCCACGCGAUUCAGGGCAGAGCCAAAACGUCCGGCGUCUACCACGACGACGCGGCGUCUUCCAGGGUCUUGGAGAGAUCAAGGCUCCAUCAGGGAGGAGAUUCUAACGGUGGAUUUGGCGGUAGAGGGGGAGACGGUGGUGCCGGAGGUGACGGUACCGGAGGUGGAGGUGGGAGCGUUGAUGGUUACUACGAGGAGAUGAUACAACGUUAUCCUGGAGACGCUCUUCUACUCGCUAACUACGCUCGUUUCCUCAAAGAGGUGAAGGGUGAUGAGAGAAAAGCAGAGGAGUACUGUGAGAGAGCCAUGUUGUCUGAGGAUGGGAGAGAUGGUGAGAUGUUGUCUAUGUAUGGAGGUUUGAUAUGGAAGAAUCACGGAGAUGGUGUUCGUGCUCAGUCUUACUUUGAUCAAGCUGUUCAAUCUUCUCCUGAUGACUGUCAUGUUCUUGCCUCAUAUGCUCGAUUUCUAUGGGAUACUGAAGAAGAAGGAGAAGAGGAAGAGGAGGAAGAAGGAAGUAAAUAUGAGAAUGGUUUCUCUACCUAUAAUAACUCAUCUGUGUCAGUUAUGUCCUGACCCUUGGUGCUGAUCUUAAACCGGUGUAAUUUAAUAACAAUUUCAAGUCCGGUUUAGUCAUAAAAUAUCUUUUGCAUAUUGAGGUAGAUUGAUGCUUAUGUGUUGGAAGAGACGAACCUAGUAUCAAAACUCCAAAGAUGCAUUAUUGUGAUAUCCCAAAGAAGAUAAAAAGGUGUGAAUUGGGAUUGGUCCA
Molecule: messenger RNA, 968 nt
Organism: Raphanus sativus (radish)
Lineage: Eukaryota; Viridiplantae; Streptophyta; Magnoliopsida; Brassicales; Brassicaceae
Exons: 3
Coding region: 38-775 (245 amino acids)
Molecular function (GO): protein binding
Source: RefSeq, a predicted model, not a curated record